UGUUCUCCCGUGUAGCGAGCAAAGAAAAACUCUCAUCACACACACCAUGAAGUUCUUCAUUGUUUUGUUUGCCGUUGUAGCGGCCGCCAGCGCUGGAAUUAUCAGCGGAUAUCAUGAGCCAAUCGCGCAGCCCUGGGUGACUCCUGUGGUGCACGCUGCUCCAGUGGUGCACGCCGCUCCGGUGGUGCACGCACCCUUUCCCUUGGUUGCGCCCGCACCGAGAUACCUCAAGGUCGCCGCUCCUGUAUCGUACGCUAAGCAGAUUCAUCAUGUGCUCAACAUCCCCCAGCAUACCCCCAUUCCACCCCCGCAUCCGCAGCCCUUGAACAUCAAGGCAGAGGGCCACGUUACUAGAAUACAUUAUGACGCUCCGCAUAUCCCGCAUCCGCAUCUUGUCGGCGUCGAGCAUUACGUGCCCGCUCCGGAGCCCGCUAUCUCCGUCGUCAAGGCUGGUCACGGUUGGGCCUAAGAUUUUCGCACGAUACAACAUGCCCGUCUAAUCCGAUGGUC
Molecule: messenger RNA, 510 nt
Organism: Formica exsecta
Lineage: Eukaryota; Metazoa; Arthropoda; Insecta; Hymenoptera; Formicidae
Product: A-kinase anchor protein 14-like
Exons: 4
Coding region: 47-469 (140 amino acids)
Source: RefSeq, a predicted model, not a curated record